UUUCCGUUUUCGUACAUAAAAUUGCGGAGAAAAGUUUACAGUUUACACAUCCCCGCGCCCUUCUCGAUUCAUUCCUUCAAUUUUGUGCAUGAUUCGCACAUAUAGCUACAUUGUAUGUAUAGGUAUAUACACUGACAUAUAUAAUUACGAAAAUAUUAUCGUAAACGAUUCCAGAUCCAUCGAUGAUCAGAAAUGGCGGAGGGAACAUACGUGCAGCUAACCAAGGAACAAGAGGCCGUCGCCGAGAACAUCACCCCCGGCGAACUUAACCAGCCCAUUGAUAUUGAUAGGUUUACUUGCCGGAGAUGCCCUGAAUGUGGGCAACCCUUGCCUAAAAGCCACCAGCCCCCUGCUGAUGAAGAUUGGACAACUGGGAUUUUUGGUUGUACUGAAGAUAUAGAAAGUUGCUUGACUGGACUAUUUUGUCCAUGUGUUCUGUUUGGGCGGAACGUCGAAAGCUUGAAUGAAGAAAUUUCCCAAACUGGGGCAUGUGUUGGCCAUGUCAUUUGCGUUGAAGGCGGCAUCACGCUUGCUGUUGUAACAGCAGCAAUGAAUGGCAUUGAUCCCGAUACAAUGUGCCUUAUAACUGAGGGUCUACUCUUUACUUGGUGGGUUUGUGGUAUCUACACUGGCAUGGCUAGGCAAGCAUUGCAGAGAAAAUACCAUUUGAAGGAUGCGCCAUGUGAUCCAUGCUUGGUGCAUUGCUGCUUUCACUGGUGUGCCGUGUGCCAGGAGUACAGAGAGAUGAGGAAUCAUCUGGAAGAAAACACCUCACCAGUAACAAUUGUAGAACCCCCACCCAUUCAAGAGAUGAAUGUUCAUGCCAGAAAAGAAGCCGAAUCGUCAUCUUCUGGCAAAGAAAUUGUUCCAGUGAUUCAAGCUGUGGAGAUGCAGCCUUCAUCCUCCUAGGAUUAGAGACUUUCCUAGAUUAUUCACAUAGAACUUAUUCCAUUUGUAGUUUGUGGAGUUAAUUUUGUGUCUUUUCCUCAAGUUAAAAAGAUGGACAAGAAUGGUCCCUCAACAAUUGGAAAUUGGAUAGAACUAGUCAUUCUACUAUGGCUUUGUUAACACUUUUUUUUCGAUUCUGCCAAAUGUUUAGUGGCUUGUUGGAGUA
Ipomoea triloba (trilobed morning glory) is the source of this 1114-nucleotide messenger RNA. RefSeq names its product cell number regulator 6-like. The record is from RefSeq and is a predicted model, not a curated record. Bases 193 to 909 code for a protein of 238 amino acids. The transcript has 4 exons. NCBI's taxonomy places the organism in Eukaryota, Viridiplantae, Streptophyta, Magnoliopsida, Solanales, Convolvulaceae.